Molecule: messenger RNA, 1862 nt
Organism: Ipomoea triloba (trilobed morning glory)
Lineage: Eukaryota; Viridiplantae; Streptophyta; Magnoliopsida; Solanales; Convolvulaceae
Product: cyclin-L1-1-like
Exons: 9
Coding region: 305-1636 (443 amino acids)
Biological process (GO): regulation of transcription by RNA polymerase II
Cellular component (GO): nucleus
Molecular function (GO): cyclin-dependent protein serine/threonine kinase regulator activity
Source: RefSeq, a predicted model, not a curated record
CCUGUAAAUUCCCAAUUCCUAAAAUUUCAAAAACCUAGCGAUCGAUCCACGUAGCACAGCUGCACAGCGGCGAACUUCUGUUUCCGUCGCCCGCCAUUCCUCAGGCCACCGUCUAUUGUGAUUGGCGAACUCCUCAGUCUCACAGUCCACAGACCACCGCCAGGCUACAGGUCCACCGCGAACUGCUGCUGCCGGCCCGUCGACGUACCUCAGACCACUUUACAACCUGCACGGCAGUAUUUCAGUCGGCAGUCUACACAAGCCAGAACCAGUUGAUAGAGACUUCUUGAACUUCAGAACAACUAUGAUUUACACAGCAAUCGACACUUUUUACCUAACAGAUGAACAACUUAAGAACUCCCCUUCUCGGAGAGAUGGAAUAGAUGAAGCCACUGAGACUACCCUUCAAAUCUAUGGAUGUGAUCUUAUCCAAGAAAGUGGGAUUUUGUUGAAACUACCUCAAGCUGUUAUGGCCACUGGUCAAGUACUAUUCCACCGCUUUUACUGCAAGAAGUCAUUUGCUCGUUUUAAUGUGAAGAGGGUUGCUGCUAGUUGUGUGUGGCUUGCCUCAAAACUUGAAGAGUGUCCUCGAAAAGCCAGGCAGGUCCUCAUUGUUUUCCACAGAAUGGAAUGUCGGAGGGAGAAUUUACCCAUAGAACAUUUGGAUACUUCUUCAAAGAAAUAUGUUGAUCUGAAGGCAGAUUUGAUCAGAACGGAAAGGCACCUUCUGAAAGAGAUGGGUUUCAUCUGCCAUGUUGAACACCCCCACAAAUUUAUAUCAAAUUAUAUUGCAACUCUUGGAAUGCCUGAUGAACUGAGACAGGAAGCAUGGAAUCUUGCAAAUGACAGUUUGCGCACAACUCUGUGUGUUAGAUUUAAGAGUGAAGUUGUGGCUUGUGGAGUUGUGUAUGCUGCAGCCCGUAGAUUUCAUAUACCCUUGCCUGAGAAUCCUCCAUGGUGGAAAGCAUUUGAUGCAGAUAAGGCUGGGAUUGACGAAGUUUGCCGAGUUCUGGCUCAACUUUACAAUCUUCCAAAGGCACAGUAUAUGUCUGUAUGCAAGGAAAGUGGUUCUUUUUCAACAUCAAAUAGAUUAUGGGAUUCACCUUCUCAGCCAAUCCCGAAGGAAGUGGCAUCAAAUGGCCCUUCUGUAAAUGAUGACACUGGUACUCCUAAGGGGGCUUCUGCAACAAUGAGCCAGGAAUCUGGUAAAGAUGCAGUAACCAGGGCUCCUCUUGAGAAGGCAAAGGAAUCAAAGAGUGAUGAAGAGUCUAAAAGCGUGCCUUCUGAAGGAGAGGCAAAGGAAGAACCAGGUUCAAAGUCUAUAACUGUGCAUAAAGCUGAGGCAGGUGGGGAAAAGGGCAAGGACCAAGACAAGGACAGGGACAGGGAUAAGGAUAGAGGCAGGGAGAGGAAGAAGGAAAGAUCAAAGUCAUGGGACCGUGAUAGGGGAAGGGAAUCUGACAGGGAAAGGGAGCGAGAAGAUAUUGAAAGGGAAAGGGAUAGGGCCAAGGGGAGGGGCUAUCAUUCAAGAGACAAAGGGCACCUGGAGAGGUCAAAACGUCACUCUUCUCGAGAUCGUGACUAUCAUAGUUCCUCGUAUUCAUCAAGGGAGAAGGAUCGCCGCAGACAUCACUAGCGUACAAUCUUUGAUCUUGAAGAUGAGUUUGUGUAUUUUUGGCAUUUCAGUUGGCUGGUAGACUGGUAGUUAUGGUAUGAAAAGAGUUUACAGUUGUGGUGCUUAGGUGUUAUCUGCUAUACUUGUUUGUAUAAUUGUAUUACACCGGAUUAUUUAUCUGUAUAAUGAGAAAACCACUACUUUUAGCAAGUAUAUUCAUAGAGGAUCAAACUUAAUUUUUGUUGAA